Lentinula edodes (shiitake mushroom) is the source of this 1615-nucleotide messenger RNA. RefSeq lists its product as uncharacterized. Lineage: Eukaryota; Fungi; Basidiomycota; Agaricomycetes; Agaricales; Omphalotaceae. The transcript has 5 exons. Bases 127 to 1524 code for a protein of 465 amino acids. The record is from RefSeq and is a predicted model, not a curated record.
GGAAGGAGAAGGUUGCUGCGCUGCAGAGAGAGUUUGCAAUCACCAAGUUUCAGAUCCAGGAGAGUCUUUUGGAGCGUCAAAUUUUGGAAUUGGAGGACAAAGUCGCAGAAUUAGAACAACUACGUGAUGAGGAAAGGCAGGCUUCCAACGCUCGGAUACUCGAGCUUGCUGCUCAUGUGGGGAUGCAGGAAAAGCGAUUGGAAGCAUCUGAAGAAGCCAGAGCCAAUCUCGAACUCACAGGCCGAGCUAAAUGGGCUGCACAAGACGAAUGCAGAAACCCAAAUUUCCUCAGAGUCUUUCAUCGUCAAACUCGAGCGUACGACCUUACAGCUCGACGGGGAACGCUCCAAACUCGCUGAAUCGGAACGGGUCAACGACGAACUCAAGCGCUCAAAUGAUGAGUUGAAGAGGCAGAUUGCCAAGUGGCAAUCACUAGAAAGUAAAGGCGACAUGGAAAUGGAAGCGGAACGGAAGAAGCGUGUGGAACUCGAAAUACGACUUCAAGCUACUCAAAAUCAGCUCACCAAACGAGAAGGAGAAUAUGCGAAGGCGGAAAAGAGAACGGCAAAGGCCAAACAAUAUCUGGAUGAUUGGAAGAAUCACGCAGAAACCUAUCAAGGUGAAGCGGAAGACUUGAAGAAAAAACUUGCGAAGUUAGAAAAAGUAAAUAAGAAACUCCUGUUCGAGGUCGAGUCUUUUAAGGAAAUUAAAAUCAACAAGGAUUCUCCGGUUGAAUCCGAAGAAGAAGUCGCCCGUACUGUGAGCCAGGCUGGCCCGUUGUCUCCAGUACCCAUUCCCGCUGCUGAAACAUCCCAAAGCAAAAUUGCUUCCAAAAAAUCUUCCGCCAAACCAUCAUCGCGCCGCAUGCGCAAGGCAUCUGCAUCCGCCGCGUCGUCAUCAUCGUAUUCUCCUUUGGAUGUGAAUGCCGACGCAUAUGAUAUUCCUGCAACUGCACACGCAAAAGGAAAGAGAAAACAUACAGCUGACAGCGAUUCAGGAACGGAGAUUGAGCAGCCACAGAGAACGACAAGGUCUCGCCUCAAACCUAACACGAAAGAAAUUGCGCCUGCCAAUGACCUCGAAAUCGAGAUCAUUCCCCAGGAGGAUAUCAAGGGCCGCAAAGGAAAGCGGAAAGCUUUUCCUCUCCAUGCAAUAAACGAAGAGCAGGUGGAAGGUGAUGGGGCACAAUCAGCAGUUCCUGCCAAGAGAAGGAAGCGGAAUGACGACCCGGAACGACCCAAACCCAAAGUACGGGGGGUUGGCAAAAAUACGCUACCCUCUAGGGCAGAAAGUACUGCAUCGACUGCCACUGUAGACCCCGAAUCGGGAGGCUCCAGCAGUCAUAAACCUGGCACAACAAAGAAGAGGAAGAUCAAUUUAUUCCAAUCCUCGAGCAAGAUGGAUCUUUCGAAUUUGGAUUUUGGUUCACAGGGAAGCGGGAUCCCUUCAGUGCUCUCGCCUCUAAAACCAGAGCAAGCCAUUCCUGCACGCUCGACCAGUUUUUUGUCGUUACUGAGACGUUAAAUCCACUUCCUUGUUUGAUGUUUGUUCCAAUUGUAUGUACACACAUAAUUGCACUUUUCAACGCCGAAUAAGGUAUGAUGCAUCCAUCCUG